AUGACUCACGAGGUCUUUAAUAUUUCACCAGAGAGUCAUUUUCAUAUCAUAUGGUUAAAUUGCAAGAACUGUGAAAUAGAGUGCGAAGGACAGGUGACACCGGAAGUAAGGUCAAAGUUGAAAUCAAAAUUGGGACUUGAAUUUGAUUGCUGUGACGAUGUGUUCAAUUUCUAUAAUAUGUAUGCUGUGGAAGCCGGAUUCGGCAUUUGGUGCUCUACAACGAGGACGUGCACACUGACAGGAGAGGUAACAAGGAAGGAAUAUGUAUGUUGUAAACAGGGGUAUGCGUUGACAAUCCCUAUUAGUCGUAAGAGAAGACGGCGAGGUUGUACUCGAACUAGUUGCAAGGUUAAACUUGCGAUAUUGAAGGUGAAAGCCAAGAAUAAGUAUAUUGUUGUAGGAUUCAAUGAGGUACACAACCAUGACAUGACCACAGUUGAUAAAGUUCAUCUAUUGAGAUCUCACCGUAACUUAACAGAGUCUACAAAGGUCUAUAGUGCAGAUAUGAGCAAAGUUAAUAUUCCGAGAGAUGUCUAUAAUUAUCUAAGGGACGUGCAUGGAGAGGUGAUUGGCCAUAAUGCAGAGCUGCUUAAGGAGCAUUUUGUGGCUAUGCAAGAAAAGAAUGAAUCCUUUUAUUUCAAGAUGGAGGAGAUUCGGAAGGAAGGAUGGGUAAUGUUUUCUGGUCAGAUGUAA
Prunus armeniaca (apricot) is the source of this 693-nucleotide messenger RNA. NCBI's taxonomy places the organism in Eukaryota, Viridiplantae, Streptophyta, Magnoliopsida, Rosales, Rosaceae. The record is from the annotation of a GenBank genome assembly.